This is a messenger RNA of Phymastichus coffea, 2195 nucleotides long. RefSeq names its product pro-resilin-like. The record is from RefSeq and is a predicted model, not a curated record. NCBI's taxonomy places the organism in Eukaryota, Metazoa, Arthropoda, Insecta, Hymenoptera, Eulophidae. The transcript has 6 exons. Gene Ontology annotation, cellular component: extracellular matrix. Bases 39 to 2195 code for a protein of 718 amino acids.
CAAUAUCGCGCUCAUUAGUUCUCGUUCAAUCGGCCAUCAUGUAUAAGGCGCUAUGUUUGAUGGCUGUGCUUUCGUUAUGCACGGCACGGCCAGAGCCUCCCGUCAAUUCUUAUCUUCCUCCAGGACAGGGGGGACAGAAUGGUGGCUAUAGUAGUGGUGGGCCUUCUGAUCAGUUUAGACCCCCUGAUCUCCAAGGUGGAAGUGGUCAAGGAUCUGGUGGAAAUUUUGGCGGUGGCAAUAAUUUUGGCACACCUUCAAACAGCUAUGGUCCGCCAGGUUUUUCGGGAACUGGUACAGGUGGAUCUGGUUCAAGCGGCUUUGGAAAUCAAGGAAACGGACGACCAUCCGAUUCGUAUGGUCCACCAUCACAAGGAAAUGGUUUCGGUGGAGGUGGUGGUGGCGGACGUCCUGGCGGCUCUUCGGGAGGAUUUGGAAACCAAGGACAAGGGAAUGGGCGACCCUCAAGCUCAUAUGGUCCCCCAUCUCAAGGAAAUGGCUUCGGUAGAGGUGGUGGCGGAAACGGACGACCAUCUGAUUCGUAUGGUCCACCGUCUCAAGGGAAUGGCUUUGGUGGCGGCGGUGGAGGUGGUCGUCCUGGUGGCUCUUCAGCAGGAUUUGGAAACCAGGGACAAGGAAACGGACGACCAUCCGAUUCGUAUGGUCCACCGUCACAAGGAAAUGGUUUCGGUGGGGGUGGGAAUGGACGACCGUCAAACUCAUAUGGUCCCCCAUCUCAAGGAAAUGGCUUCGGUGGAGGUGGUGGAGGCGGUCGUCCUGGCGGCUCUCCGGGAGGAUUUGGAAAUCAAGGACAAGGAAAUGGGCGACCGUCAAACUCAUAUGGUCCCCCAUCUCAAGGAAAUGGCUUCGGUGGAGGUGGUGGCGGUCGUCCUGGCUCUUCGGGAGGAUUUGGAAAUCAAGGUCAAGGAAACGGACGACCAUCCGAUUCGUAUGGUCCUCCAUCGCAAGGAAAUGGUUUUGGUGGUGGCAAUGGAAAACCCUCAGGCAAUGGAUUUGGUGGAUCUGGAAAUGGACAACCUUCAAACACUUAUGGCACACCUAAUAGUAAUGGUGGCUCCAGUGCCCUUGGAAGGCCUGGUGGUGGUUUUGGAUCUCAAUCAAACGGUGGUGGUUUUGGUGGAAAUGGCUUUGGAAAUGGUGGCUCUUCAGGAGGUGGUCAAUCCAAUACUUAUCUUCCACCAUCAUCGGGCGGCGGAAGUGGCGGAGGUAACGGCUUUGGAGGCGGAAACGGCGGACGACCAUCAUCAAAUGGUUAUUCUCAGGGACAAGGAGGUGGUAAUGGUUUUGGACAAGGUGGCCAAGGAGGUAGACCAUCUAGCAAUUAUGGUACUCCUCAAGGAGGAGAUAAUGGAUAUAGCAGUGGUGGUCCAUCUCAAGGCUUUGGUGGACAAAACGGAGGAGCUGGUAGUGGUGGUAAUUUUGGCGGACAAGGGCAAAUCCAAGACAGCUAUGGUCCUCCACCUUCCGGAGCAGUGAAUGGAAACGGAAAUGGUGGAUAUUCUUCUGGUGGACCAGGUGGACAAGGGCUAGAUGAAGGAAGCAAUGAGCCAGCAAAAUACGAAUUCUCAUAUGAAGUGAAAGAUGAUCAAUCCGGUAGUAAUUUCGGACAUACAGAAAUGCGCGACGGUGAUCGAGCGCAGGGCGAAUUUAAUGUUCUGCUGCCUGAUGGCAGAAAACAAAUUGUUGAAUAUGAGGCUGAUCAAGAUGGAUUUAAACCCCAGAUUCGAUAUGAAGGCGAAGCUAAUACUGGCGCUGGAGCUGGAGGCAGUGGUGGAGGUUAUCCUUCGGGUGGCGGUAGCGCUGGCGGCUUUGGAGGCAAUAGUGGUGACGGAUACCCUUCUGGAGGGCCAUCCGGAGGACAAAGCAGCCAGUUCGGAGGACAACAAGGUGGCCAAUUCGGUGGACAACAAGGUGGAAACGGUGGCUAUCCAUCAGGUCCUCAAGGUUCAGGCUUUGGUGGAGGUGGAAAUAAUGGUGGCAAUGGUGGAUAUCCAUCAGGCGGUCCUAGCGGUCAAAGACAAGGGCAAGAAGGUGGAUUCGGCAACAAUAAUUUCGGUGGUGGUGGUGCAGCAGGUUAUCCCUCUGGUGGUCCAAGUAGUGGAUUUAAUCAAGGAGGUGGAGGUUACCCUGCAGGGAGCGGUGGCGAUGCUGCAGCUAAUGGCGGAUAUCAAUAUUAA